Messenger RNA from Brassica oleracea var. oleracea, 594 nucleotides. RefSeq lists its product as uncharacterized. The transcript has a single exon. The coding region runs from base 1 to 594 and encodes 197 amino acids. Lineage: Eukaryota; Viridiplantae; Streptophyta; Magnoliopsida; Brassicales; Brassicaceae. The record is from RefSeq and is a predicted model, not a curated record.
AUGGUGGUUAGGGUUUUGGGAAGGAAUGUUGUGAUCGCUGCUUUGAGAAGGAAGUUAAAGGAGCUAUGGGACCCGAAGGGGGAAAUGUAUGUGAUGGACUUGCCUCGUCAGUUCUUCAUGGUCCGCUUCGAAAAGGAGAGCGAGUAUUUGACGGCGCUGACUGGAGUUCCAUGGAGAGUGUUCGGUAGUUACCUUAUGGUGAGAGCUUGGUCGCCAGAAUUUGAUCCGUUAAGAGAUGAUAUUGUUACAACACCGGUCUGGAUCAGACUAACUAAUAUCCCAGUGAACUUCUAUCAUCGAUCGAUUCUCAUGGGAAUUGCCAAGGAGUUGGGUAAACCAAUACGUGUGGACCUGACUACAUUGAACUUUGAGAGAGCCAGAUUUGCGAGAGUUUGUGUUGAAGUUAACCUCGCAAAGCCUUUGAAGGGGACAAUUCUAAUAAAUGGUGAGAGAUACUUUGUGGCUUAUGAGGGUUUAUCUGAAAUCUGCUCCAAGUGUGGGAUCUACAGACAUCUGGUCCAUGGAUGUCCAAAGACCAUUGUGGAAAGAGUGGCUAAUCCAGUUACCCAAACAGAGACGCCAAUAUCUGCUUAA